AUGAAUUCACAGCCGUAUGAGGAAACUGGAACAUGGGACAGUGAUCAUAAGGAACUAUGGGGGGCCAUGAAGAUUUCUCUAACCGAUGGACCUAGCUGGGAUGACCUGAAAGAGGUCUUACGGAGAUGUAGAACCUGGUCGUAUGACAAGCGGAGAAUGGUUGGAUGCUUAUGUGUAAUUGCUGUUGGCGUCCUUGGGCUGCAUCAGUCUACAAAAAUUCCUCUUAAGUUUGCGAAAACCGUACUCGAUGUUGAGGCAUUUGAACAAUUCCCAUGGGGCAGAGUCGCUUGUGAGAGUUUGAUUGAGUUUGUGAAAUUGGCGGAUUUGAACAGCAAAUCUUAUACCAUUGGUGGUUUUGUCCCCAUUCUCCAAAUAUGGGUUUAUGAGGCGAUUACCAUUGUGGGUGAAAGGUUCGGGAACAAGAUUGACGGUAUGGAAGUUUCCCUUCUGUCAUGGGCUGGGUCGCGUAAGCGUUUCAACUUUGAUGAUCUUGUUCUCGAAGAAAAGAACAACCAGGAGAAGGUACGGGUUAGACAUAUUAUAGUUAAUAAUGGUGAGGACCCCAAACCACGGUGGACUGAUGAUACUGAGGAUGUUGGAGUGGAUAAAUUCUUGGAAGAUAUACUCCAUGAUCGGCUCCCCAGGAAUGUUUGGUCACUAAAUGCUGAAAAUAAGAGUAAAGAGAAAGAACCAGUCGACGAAAGCGACGAUGACUUUGUUGAAGCAUGCAUAUCUCGUACGUCAAAGAAAGUUCUGAGGAACAAUAAACGGAAAGGAGAAACAAGUGUCAAGGAAACAGAAACAGUCAGAAAUGUUCCAAGAGUAAGUUCGGCGGAAAAGCCGACAAAGUCAUCUAUUGAAAAUGAUGGUAUGGCUGAGGUGAUAAUGAAACUUCUCGGAGUACUUACAAACAAGGGUAAUGUGGCUUCGAAAAUGGCUUCAAUGGAGGGUAUGGUGGAAGGGAAAUUGCGUCAACUUGAAAAUGAACUGAAGGCGGUAAAAGAGUUGGAGAAAAAUGCGGCCAAUGAAGAACCAGUGCACUCUAGCGGCAGUCUCAAAGAUGACGGAAAUAGCAGGGAUCCGUCGUGGAUGGUUAUGCAGAAGCAGACAUCAGAUGGUAUGACGAUGCAGUGUGUUGCGAGAAGUACACCUGCGUUUGUGAAAGAAGCAGUUUUUCCUCCAUAUAAACCGACGGAUGACUUGAUCGACAUAACCGACGAAGUGGCCAAAGCCGAUGCAACCAUGACGAAACCAACUGAUUCAGGUUCAACGUUUUCUAACCUGGAAGAACGUGCUAAGUGUAACAAAGUGGACAUGGCUUUGAAUGCACUUGCAGGUGCCCUGGGUGUAAAGACACCUGCACCGAAGCGAAAAAAACAAAAGGCCCCUUCGCAGUUAUCCUCUUUCCUUGGAAAGUCUGCAGUCAGUCGCUUAAAGGAUGGUGUAAUUCGAUCUCUCAUAGCUUAUGAUCCGUUCCAUGAAAUAGAGCCAUUUAAAAUGGCACAGUUGAUCGAGAGGAUUAAUGAAGAAGAGGAGAAUCCAAUAGGGUCUUUUGUAGGAUCGUGCAACUUCUACAAAACUUUGAUGACUCCAAAAGAGAGGUGGCCAAAGACCGACUUGAAAUACGGAUGGCUUGGAGAAUGCCAUAUGUCCUCUUUCGCACAUUUGCUGAGGAAAAGAUCUCUCCGAGACCCAACUCCUUUCUAUAGCACCAGGAUUGCUUUCCCCGACCAAUGCUGGGUUUGUUCAUGGUAUCAUGACUACAAACAAUUUGCAAUCAAUCCAAAGAACUUCAUGUUCCGAGAGUCUUACAUAGAGGUGAUGAACGGCGCGUACCCGUAUUAUGCAAUUACAAACAAGAAAUGGGUGGCUGACGUUGAUCAUCUGUAUUUUGCGCACAACAUCAACGGCCGGCAUUGGAUAGCUCUUCAUGUUAACCUGGUCAGGCAACAUAUUGACGUCUAUGAUUGCAUCAUAAGUGCUUAUAGUGACAAGGAGAUAAUUGAGGAGGUCAAACCGUAUGCCAGGAUGCUUCCGUAUAUGCUUAGAUCUAUAGCACCUCCUGCAUCCAAAAAGGACAUCGUUCUAAAGCAGUAUACAAUUUACAGGAGGAGAUCCAAUGUGCCACAGAAUAUACAGAGUGGUGAUUGCAGUGUGUAUACAUGUAAGUUCUUAGAGUGUCUUGCUUUAGGUUACUCUUUCGAAGGGAUUAACGAUAAGAGCAUGCCUUUUAUGAGGAUGAAGCUUGCAGUCGAGAUUUUCGAUGAGGUCCCUGACACAUACAACCAAAUGUCUAAUCCACUACCUCGAGGUAAUGCGACUGACCGUCUGUUUCUACACAAUGACUCUCAGCCAUAG
Eutrema salsugineum is the source of this 2358-nucleotide messenger RNA. RefSeq lists its product as uncharacterized. The transcript is spliced from 7 exons. NCBI's taxonomy places the organism in Eukaryota, Viridiplantae, Streptophyta, Magnoliopsida, Brassicales, Brassicaceae. Gene Ontology annotation, biological process: protein desumoylation. Gene Ontology annotation, cellular component: nucleus. The record is from RefSeq and is a predicted model, not a curated record. The coding region runs from base 1 to 2358 and encodes 785 amino acids. Gene Ontology annotation, molecular function: deSUMOylase activity.